AUGAAUUUAUGGAUUGUUAAGCUUGAAGUAUCUCUCAAUGAACUGGAGGAAUUGCGAGGUGACAGUCUUUUGCAGUUUGUGAACCUUUUAGAAUUGGAUGCUUCACUCAAUUCUCUCACCAGUAUUGAUGGAGUUGGAGUUUUAGCUAAUCUGGUUGUUCUAAACCUCAGUUACAAUGCAAUUAAACAAGUGAAAGCUAUUGGUAAAUGUACACAUCUUGCAAUCCUCAAUAUUUCACAUAACCAAAUAACUACUCUUAAGGACUUUUCAACGUUGACAAACCUUGCGCAGCUGCAUUUAGACUCAAAUAAGUUAGAAUCCUUAGAUGGUAUUCAGUACCUCUCCCAGCUCCAUGAGUUGUACGUAGAGAAUAAUGAAAUAUCAAGUCUUCUCCCACUAUCUUCUUCGUUGACACUCAAUGUACUUGAUGCUUCCAAUAACAAGAUUCAGUCUCUCGUAGAAACAGUGCAUGUUCUGAGUGGAUUAUACCAACUUACACAGCUGAAACUGAAAGGAAACCUUUUAACACAUGAUAACAGAUACUCUACAGCAAUCAAGCAGAACACCAUGGUACAGAUCUUGGACAAUCAUCUACUUAAAGUGCCAACAAACAUCCAAAACAUAUCAAAACAUCACUUGCCACUGAGAGACUCAAUGGACCACUUAAUAGAAGGAGGCUAUACAAGGGAAGGGCUAAAGGAUAUAGCAAAGCAAAGCUUUAUGGAAAAGUUACAGAGUAAGCACAAGGAGACAGAGAAUAGAAUCCACCAUUUCCAUGGUAGAAUAUUGGAACUGCAGGAAGACCUGAAGGACUAUGAACAUACUCUAAGAGCAGAAAUGCAGAGCUGCAUAAGGUACAUUGAUGCCCUCCCACAGGAAAACUUUAACAGUAUUGAACCAUCUAAGGUGCCAAGAGCAAUGGAGCAGUAUUUAUUUACUAAAUUCUGGGAUGGGUGGGAGCAUGGGAAACGAAAACCUCAAAAUUUGCCAUUUAAAGAACUGAAAAAUCCAGAAGAGGUUGUGAAAGCUGCUGCCUGGCUGUUGUCACACCCACCCACUGAGGCAAUUAGUGAGGACUCCUGAUGCAGCUUUUGAAACUUAAUUCUAUGGCUCAUAUAUCAAUUCCCUAUUGGACCACAGAAGAAGAAAGUAAAGGGAGGUUUCAUACACUACUGAUGUCAUGAUUAUUAUUAUGAUUGUGAAACAUGUCCUUAUGUUAUGUUAUUAAAUGUGGAAGCCAGUAAUUAUUGACCAUUACAGAUCAAAAUAUAUUAGUCGGUAACAUGAACCAUAUGAAUUAUAACAUAAUAAACGUGUCCAAAUCCAGGAUUUAACACAUUUGUUUAAAUGUCUCUUAUACAAUAUUCA
Xenopus laevis (African clawed frog) is the source of this 1368-nucleotide messenger RNA. RefSeq names its product leucine-rich repeat neuronal protein 1-like. The coding region runs from base 1 to 1083 and encodes 360 amino acids. The transcript has 8 exons. NCBI's taxonomy places the organism in Eukaryota, Metazoa, Chordata, Amphibia, Anura, Pipidae. The record is from RefSeq and is a predicted model, not a curated record.